Messenger RNA from Scheffersomyces coipomensis, 1716 nucleotides. RefSeq lists its product as uncharacterized. The record is from RefSeq and is a predicted model, not a curated record. Gene Ontology annotation, molecular function: antiporter activity; xenobiotic transmembrane transporter activity. NCBI's taxonomy places the organism in Eukaryota, Fungi, Ascomycota, Pichiomycetes, Serinales, Debaryomycetaceae. The transcript has a single exon. The coding region runs from base 1 to 1716 and encodes 571 amino acids. Gene Ontology annotation, cellular component: membrane. Gene Ontology annotation, biological process: xenobiotic detoxification by transmembrane export across the plasma membrane.
AUGUCAACUACUGUUGAUGAAUCAACUCCGUUUUUAAGUCCAAGAACCACAACAUCUUCGAUAAGUAGUAGUAUAGAUGAAAGUGAAAUCAUCAACUAUGUUCAACAAAGAAGAGUUUCCAUUGCUUCAGUAGGUAAUACUAGAAUCCCUGCUCCUUUCAAUUUAAGAACAGUUCAAUCCAAUGAAAGAUUAACUUCAACAACUUCAAAUAAUUCAUUCUUACAUAGAAAUAGUAUUAAUGAAUUACUUUCCAAUAACAACUUAAAUAUUGAACCUGAACCUGAAACUGAUUUAAAAACAGAAAUUCAAGUGUUGUUAUAUUAUUCUGUACCAUUAAUUAUAACUUUUCUUUUACAAUAUUCUUUAACAGUGGCAUCAGUAUUUUCAGUUGGUAGAUUAGGUUCAAGUGAAUUAGCAGCUGUAAGUUUAAGUUCCAUGACAGCCAAUAUUUCAGGUUAUGCUAUUAUUCAAGGAGUUUCAACUUGUCUUGAUACUUUAUGUGCUCAAGCUUAUGGUAGAAAAGAUUUUAAUACAGUUGGAUUACAUUUUAUAAGAUGUAAUUAUUUAUUAUUAUUGUUAUUUAUUCCAAUGUUUGUAUUAUGGAUGUUUGGAGCUGAACCAAUCUUAAUUGCUAUAAUUGGUGAUGAUGAAGUUGAAUUAUGUAAAUUAGCUGCUAAUUAUCUUCGAAUUUUAAGUUUAGGAUUACCUGGGUUUAUCUUAUUUGAAAAUGGUAAACAUUUCUUACAAAGUCAAGGUAUUUUCCAUGCUUCAACUUAUGUAUUAUGUGUUUGUGCUCCUUUAAAUGCUGUUUUAAAUUAUGUUUUAGUAUGGGAUAAAUCUAUUGGAUUAGGAUUUAUUGGUGCUCCUUUAUCAGUAGUUAUUACAAAUUGGUUAAUGUGUAUUUCAUUAUUUUGUUAUAUCUUUUUCGUUAAAGGAUAUGAAUGUUGGCCAAAACAACCAUUAUUUGAUCCUAUUUAUUUCAGAAAUUGGAAUAGAAUGAUCAAUCUUUCCAUUCCAGGUGUUUUAAUGGUUGAAGCUGAAUGGUUAGCAUUUGAAAUUAUAACGUUUAGUGCAUCAAAAUUUGGUACUCAAGUUUUAGCCGCUCAAUCUAUUGUUAGUACUACUUGUGUUUUAAUGUAUCAAAUUCCAUUUGCAUUAUCAAUUGCAGCAUCAACUAGAAUUGCAUGGUAUAUUGGAGCUGCAUCUAUUAAAGCUGCUAAAACUGCCACCAAUGCUGCUAUUGUAACAUCUUUAACUUUAGGAAUAUUUAAUGCAUCUAUCUUAUUUACAUUUAGAAAAUGGUUGGCAUCAUUAUAUACCAAUGAUGAAACUGUUAUUCAAUUAGCAUCAAAAGUUUUAAUUAUUGGAGCUAUAUAUCAAAUCAAUGAUUUCUUAUCAUGUUCAACUGGUGGUGUCUUAAGAGGUCAAGGUAGACAAAAGAUUGGUGGUAUUUUAAAUCUUGUAAGUUAUUAUCUUAUUGCAUUACCUUGUGCCUUUUUAUUUGCAUUUUAUUUUAAAUUAGAAUUAGUUGGGUUAUGGUUGGGUAUGAUUAUUGCUUUAUUUUUCAUUUCAUUAUCACAAUAUUAUUUCGUGGUUAUAAGUAAUUGGGAUAAAAUUGUUGAUGAUAGUAUUAAUGAAGGUAUAUUAGAAGAUGGUAACGUUAAUGUUGAAUCUCAUACUACACUUCCAAGUAUGAGUAGUUCAACCUAUGUAUAG